AAUUUUUUGGAAUAUUUAGUUAUAAUUUUGAUGUUAUUUAUAUUUUACAAUUAAACUAGGAUUUUGAGUUGAUAAAAAUGGUUUCGUCAAAAUUAUUUAUUAUUUUAUUAUUUAUUAAAUUUUCCUUGGCUAUUGAAGUUUUAGAAUUAAGUUGCACUUUUUCCAGAUAUAUGUUAAACUAUUUCGAACAUAAUGAACGCUAUCUACUGCAAUUAAUAAAUAACAAAGAAAAUAUUAAUGAACAUAAUUUAAAGAUGUAUGGUGAAGCAAUUCAGUCUCACAAUGAAAUUGUUUUAGCGAUGAUAAAAGCAUUAAAAAAUAUGGAUAAAAACUUAAAAUUGAAAGAUUUGUUUGCUAUAAAUUUGUAUUUAAAUAACAUAUCUGGAUCUGUUGAAUUUAUCGCUAAAAAUGAAAAUGGUAAGUUUGACGGGAAACAUUAUUUAGAAAGGAAAUUAGAUGCUUUUAUUAUGUUUCAUAAGAUUAUGAAAAAUUAUUUGAGAAAUUCAUUGGUAGCAUGUGUCAAUGUAGCAUAUGACACAGCGUUUGUUUCAUGUCCCAACUUCAAUAAAUCAGACACUUAUGACAUAGAAACCCUUCAGUAUACCACGAAGCUUCUUAAAUACAGGUUAUUAAAUAGUACUGACGUAAAAGAUAAUCUAUCGUUACUAAAAGAACAAGGUAAACUAAUCGACAGUGAAGUGGUAAAAUUACUAAGAUUAGCGACACUAAAAAAGAAACAUUUUAUAUACCACCCAAGAUAUAUGUUGUUUUAUGAAUUAAUGUCGCAUCAACAAGAACAUUUGGAACGUGAUGUCAUGAUUGGAACUCAAAUGAGACAACACUAUAAAAAUAAUAACAAUAAGCCAACACAAUAUUUAGAUUUCAUUAGAUAUGCCAAACUUCAUUUGAAAUGCCCUAAUAAUAGCUUAUUAACGAUUUCAGAUAUAUUUCGGUAUAUGAAGUAUAAUUUCAGACCGAUCGACGUAGAAGGUUUUCAAGAACUUGUAAUCGCAUCAACAUUCCGUCCACUGGCAAUACUUACACAUUACUAUGUUGCUUUUCUUAAAAAAGUUACUGCUAUAUUUAGAUAUUUUCAUGGGCCCAUUGAUAAACUUACAUUCUUUAAUACGUUGGUUACUAUGGGACCAGAAAUAUUAACUCAUUACCAUAAUUUUUUGAUAUUAGAGUUAUAUCCUCAAGCAGCAAAAACGAACUUAGCAACUAUACUUGAACAAAUGAAAUAUAUUCUGGAGGAAUUUCAAAAUUGUGUAUUUUCUCAUGAAUUUUUUAAUAUAUCCUAUAAAAUUAUGGCAUUUAUACAAAGAUUUAUGGAUGUUAACAGAUUUAGUUAUAUUUUGGGUACGAUUAGUAUUACAGCACAAUCUGCAGAUACUAUUAACAUAACAGUAGAUAAUGUUGACUCAAUAAUGGAACAGUUAGUUAAUAUUUAUGAACAAGUUACUAUGUUUUCGAGUGCUUUACCAAUAUACGAAGACUUAUUUAAAAAUGUUUUAAAUUCAAGAAACUUUUUUGACUUAACAUUUGCCAAGUAUACAAGAGUUUUAUUUGAGAUUGGAGACUUGAAAAACAAAUUAUGCUGUGAAGAUAUAUACUCCGAAAUGGAAGAAAGUAAUGAUUCUGUUGUACAAAAAGGCAAUAUUGAUAAAAUUAGUGUUGAGUCAGAUAAAAAUACCAAUUAUAUUGUAAAAGAUUUAACUGAAAACCAUGAUAAAAAUAAUAAUUUUUGUUAUAUAACAGAUUAUGUAUUACCUUAUUGAAUUUUAAUGUAAUAUUUAUGUGAAAUAUUUUUUACACAUUUAACAUCACUAUCAUUUAAAAUAAUUUAUUAAAUUAAAUCACCAAUAAUGUAAUAUUACCAGGUAAAUAACUUGUUAAAUUUAAUAGUAAUACAAAUAAGUACGUUUUA
This is a messenger RNA of Daktulosphaira vitifoliae (grape phylloxera), 1927 nucleotides long. RefSeq lists its product as uncharacterized. NCBI's taxonomy places the organism in Eukaryota, Metazoa, Arthropoda, Insecta, Hemiptera, Phylloxeridae. The coding region runs from base 78 to 1778 and encodes 566 amino acids. The record is from RefSeq and is a predicted model, not a curated record. The transcript is spliced from 2 exons.